AGCGCGGAACGGUGCGGCUCGAGGCUUUUGUUUACUUUCGAGGAAGCAACUUCAACCAAGAACACUUCACGAUCAAGCAGAAAACCAUUCGCAAUCUUACGCUUUAAGCUCACCAUUGCUCUUUUAUCAUCGAAAAACUUUCAAAUACACGAAUUUCCAAUAAAUCGCCACACAACACCUUAACAUGGCACCGACGCGCUCCAAGAAACAGCGCAAGUCCACCGAAUCCGCCGGCUCUGUAGACGUACAGCAGUCACAAAUAGUAGCCACCAAGACGCGCAGUCCAGCAAGAACUUCAUCAAAUCGAAGCCCUAUCAAGAAAGUGAGGAUGGGAAUCACAGUGGGGCAGAAGCAGGCAUUGAUUGAUAACCUACAACUCGAGAUUACGGAACGCGCCAGAAAGCUUCGCGCCCAGUAUAUGCACCAAGCACAAGUUCUGCGAUCGCGUAUUGAGAUUCGAGUCCACCGCAUCCCCAUGGCAAUGCGGAAAGUAAAUAUGGGAGAGUUGCUCUUGAAGCACAACCAGGGAGCAUCGACAGCGGUAGCAGGGCCAUUAAGGGUAGAGAAGCCGAGGUCACCGGCCAAGAAUCUGAUUCAAGAGGAGCAAAGUCGCGCCAGUCCAUCACCGCAACGCGGUCAGAAGCGAUUGAGUGAUGCCAUCUCCGUCGACAAAGAAAACGAAGAUAUCGAGAACCCGAGGAAACGAGCCCGUGGACCGAUUGUCCCUACACGAACCACUUCCCGCGACAAACUGCAGCCCUCCCAAGUCCUCUCACCACGCUCUGCAAAUUCACGUUCCCUGCCCCGAUCACCAGUCCGCACUGCUGUUUCACCAGCACGAUCACACCUCGCUCGUCCCAUCUCCCCUCUAAAGCCAGUAGCACCAACACACGUCGGAGGCCCAUCAUCAAUCCUCACAAACAUGGUAGAGAAGGCCAAGACGACGCGAGGAGCAGGUACGAGAAAGGGUACAGAUACAAGCACGAGUACAAAUACGAGUGCAGGAGCAGGACGUGGAAAGAGGACGGCACCACCGGCAUCAGCGCCAAAGAUUGGGAGGGGAAGGGCGAUUAGUGACUCGAGUGAUUCGAGCACCACGACUGUGGUUAGGAAACCUGGGGUAGCGAAGAAGGCGGCGCCGGUGAAGGAGAAGAAGACGGUUAUGACUACGAUUAAGGGGAUGGGGAGCCAGAAGAAGUUGCCGGCUAGUAAACCGGCUGCUGCACCUACGACGGGCGGAAGGGUUUUGAGGAAGAGGAAUUGAGUUGACGUCUGGAGUGGAAGAGCUCUCAAAGAGAGAAACCGAGAGUGGUCUAUCUGAGAAGAGGAGUCCUGGAAGAGAAACCGAGUUCUU
Molecule: messenger RNA, 1354 nt
Organism: Hyaloscypha bicolor E
Lineage: Eukaryota; Fungi; Ascomycota; Leotiomycetes; Helotiales; Hyaloscyphaceae
Exons: 3
Coding region: 185-1264 (359 amino acids)
Biological process (GO): mitotic sister chromatid segregation
Cellular component (GO): spindle midzone; chromosome passenger complex; chromosome, centromeric region
Source: RefSeq, a predicted model, not a curated record